Gymnodraco acuticeps is the source of this 1214-nucleotide messenger RNA. RefSeq lists its product as uncharacterized. NCBI's taxonomy places the organism in Eukaryota, Metazoa, Chordata, Actinopteri, Perciformes, Bathydraconidae. The transcript has 6 exons. Bases 312 to 932 code for a protein of 206 amino acids. The record is from RefSeq and is a predicted model, not a curated record.
UAAUCUUAACAUAUAUUGUCACUGUUUAAAACAAGCUCAUUUCAUUCAUUUAAAAGUAAUUAGAAAAAAAUAUGUACAAUUUAAUUACCACAUAUACUGUCCUGUCUGCGCAUGUGCAUACACAAGCAGCCCGCCACUUUUCCCUCCAUUUUCCAUUCGGAAGGACCAUCACCUGACUGCCUGCGUAGCUCUUCUGUCGUGAGGUGAACGUUCUCCACGGCUCUCCGUUUUAACUUCACCUGGCUUGUAUACUGGCCAUUCCUAGCCUACUGUGUUCCUGACCGGCUGUUUUGCUAUCUGAUGUUGGUGUGAUGGGGAACAGAACCUUACUCACAAUACUCCAUAUUGAUGAGAUACACGCUGAAUUCCAGCGCAUAACAACUAUCCCACUUGAAACAGCCUUCAUGGCGGAGUUGGACAGCCAUCUACCUCAGCUGACAUCUGUCUUCCAGAAGAAGGGAGGAGUUGUUGGCCAGAAACUAGCCAAACAUCUGGCGAUCUUGCAAAAGGUAAAUGCAACAAGUGAUGUUAACCUUAAAAGGGAAGCAAUCCUCAAGGCACUUUGCAUCCACCUUGGUGAGGAUGAUGGACAUCUCAUUCGGGAGUAUAUGGACAUCGAAGGAGAUGACGUCACCAGAGACCUGCAGAAAUCUACCAUGGGCAUAUAUGUCAUCAACAAGGAGGGUGGAGAACCUGGACAUUAUGACGACGUUGGGAUUUUUGUUGAAGGACUAAUUAUUCUGGACAACAUUGGAUCUGUAGCCCGAGCUUGUGCCAUCAUGCUGGGAGUCAUCUAUACACUGAACAUGGCUUACCCCAAAGAGCUAAGGUACUACUAUGAAUUCAUUCAGAAAGUGCUCUUGCAAAUGGAUGGUGAAAGGCUUUCCCCCAAAGUCCUUGGACUGAAGAACAAGAUACAUGCUGGACUGUAGGAUUUCUUCAGCCGCUCUUGUGAACCGAUGCCAUUAAAGCAUUACAAAAACACCAGUCAAACCUCAAAGGUUGGGAGAAGAAUGUGGAAAUCUCGAUGGACUUGGAAGACAUUUGUUUCAUGUAUUAGAGGAAGGUUACAUCCUCCUCAGCUGUUUAAGUCACAUGCUUCAUGUUAUGUCAGGAUUUAUUCACUAUGUCUGUUUCCACUGCACUUUGUUGCUGUCAUGGCCUCCACCUCUGCCAGUCAGUGGCCGUUUCUCAAUGUCGAGUAAACCUGCUGC